Drosophila guanche is the source of this 1662-nucleotide messenger RNA. RefSeq names its product prolyl 4-hydroxylase subunit alpha-2-like. NCBI's taxonomy places the organism in Eukaryota, Metazoa, Arthropoda, Insecta, Diptera, Drosophilidae. Bases 324 to 1538 code for a protein of 404 amino acids. Gene Ontology annotation, molecular function: L-ascorbic acid binding; iron ion binding; protein binding. The record is from RefSeq and is a predicted model, not a curated record. Gene Ontology annotation, cellular component: endoplasmic reticulum. The transcript is spliced from 9 exons. Gene Ontology annotation, biological process: peptidyl-proline hydroxylation to 4-hydroxy-L-proline.
ACAAAAUCAUUUUACUUAGAUAUUUUGGGGCAAGCUUCUUCAAGUUUGAAGGAAGGGAGAGAUGUGAAGCAAACAAGGACUAUGCAUAUUCCAUAGCCCAAAAGGUUGCUUUGCUGGACUUGAAGAAAUAUCUCGUGGAAGAUCUGAGCGUGUAUGCUAGGGAGCUGCAACAAAAUCUUUACGCAGUCGAAUUCGGUGUAACACAGAUUGAGAAAAUAGUGCAUCAGCUGGAGGAGCAGCACAAGGGGGGAGAAUUCAACGCCAUCAGGCACUUUACCCUUCUGCGACAUCUGCACUCGGACUGGCCGCAGUGGCUGCGAUUUAUGCGCCAAACGGUGGCCUCAGCGUGGCAGAUACACGCGCAGGAACUACGACCGUAUUUACCCACUAAAGACGACUUUGAUGAGGCCUGCAAAGUUAUAUAUAUUCUGAUCGAUGUGUAUGGGUUGUCUGUCGAAGACUUUUCCCGUGGCCUGAUCAAUGGAAAGCAAUACACAUCGAAAAGCUUUGACUUAAUGGACUGCUCUUCCCUGGCCCGACAUGGCUUUGAGCAGCGAUACUUCGACCUGGCAGAAGCUUGGUUUGAGGCCAUCCGAGCGGAUCAUGAUGAGCUCCAUCGGGUGAUGGGCUACGAUUGGGCUCAUGUGCUGCAACUCUAUGCCAGAAACCUUUAUAACUUGGGCAAGAAGGAGCUCGCGUUGGAAGUGCUGCAGAAGGCUUCGAGCCUGGGAACCGAUAACCAGACAAUCCUUCGCCAGUUGAAGGUUAUGGAGAGAGGCGAGAUAGUGCCCAUGGAAUUAGUAAAGGAAGGACAAAUUUUUAGCUAUGCCCAGGGCUGCCGCGGACUAUUCGAUCCGCCCAAAGGUCUCAGCUGCCAUUACGAUUUCCACACCCACCCCCUGCUGCGGCUGGCCCCCUUGAAAGUGGAGCCUCUCCACCGGGAGCCGUACAUAGCCAUGUAUCACGAUGUGAUCUACGAAAGCGAGAUUGAGGAACUCAAGCGCGAUGCUAUGCCGGAAUUGAAGCGCAGCACAGUCCACGAUUUGUCCAAAGAGGAAGUCCUCGACCAUGGUCGCACCUCAAUGAGCGCCUUCCAAGACUAUGACCAAAGCAAGGCAGUGAUCGCGGUCAAUCGGCGUGUGAAGUAUAUGACCGGCUUCGAAGUGCUUCCAUUUGGAUCUUCGGAUGAUUUGCUGGUUCUCAACUACGUUCCUGGCGCACAGUACCUCCCACAUCGGGACUUCUUUGGACCCACAUAUGAACAUUACAUUGAACGUGGCGACAGGAUAGCCACAGCUCUCUUUUAUUUGAACGAUGUCGAGCAGGGUGGCAACACGGUCUUCCCUGAUCUGGGGAUUUCCUGCACGCCCAGAAAGGGUAGUGCUGUGGUCUUUCACAAUAUGAACAGCACUUACCAAGGCGAAAUGAGAUCCAAGCAUGGUGGCUGCCCGGUGCUGGUGGGCUCCAAAUGGGCUGCCACAAAAUGGAUCUACGGGGCCGAGCAAAUGUUCCAAUGGCCUUGUGUGAAGCCGAAGUAGGUCUAAUGUAGGUAUGGAGCGCAGUCAUAGGGUAUCCAACAUGUUGCAACCCAAAGCUAGCUUUUCCUUACUGAUUUCUGAUCACAAAUAAAAGAAGAAAGGAAAGGUUCAACACUCUAUCGUA